Corticium candelabrum is the source of this 1757-nucleotide messenger RNA. RefSeq names its product mitogen-activated protein kinase kinase kinase 7-like. Gene Ontology annotation, biological process: positive regulation of canonical NF-kappaB signal transduction; JNK cascade; immune response. Gene Ontology annotation, molecular function: magnesium ion binding; MAP kinase kinase kinase activity; ATP binding. Bases 56 to 1681 code for a protein of 541 amino acids. The transcript has 18 exons. The record is from RefSeq and is a predicted model, not a curated record. Lineage: Eukaryota; Metazoa; Porifera; Homoscleromorpha; Homosclerophorida; Plakinidae.
UACGGGCUUAUGCAUGUAGGCCUACGCAAUCACGAACUUGCUGACGUCCGACGAAAUGUCGGACAACUCGCUCUCGAGUCUCAGUCUCGUCAAAUUUCAGGAGAUUGAUAUCGAAGAGCUAUCGUUUGGUGAGACUGUGAACAGUGGUACGUACGGAGUAGUACGUAAAGCAAAAUGGAAAUCUAUGAACGUAGCAGUAAAAGUCAUGGAAAGUGAAGAAGAGAAAAAAGCAUUUCGCAAUGAGUUAAAGCAACUUUCAAAGGUUGACCAUGAAAACAUUGUAAAGCUAUUCGGAGCUUGUGUGCAACAGACGCUCACUUGCUUAGUUAUGGAGUAUGCAGAAGGAGGCUCUCUCUAUGACUUGCUUCAUAACAGUGAUUUCAACUACUCGACGCCUCAGGCAAUGUAUUGGCUUUACCAGUGCUCAAAGGGUGUUGAAUAUCUUCACAAAAUGCGGAUAGUACACAGAGAUCUGAAGUCACCUAAUCUUCUUCUGGUUGGUGACGGGACGAGGUUAACGAUUUGUGACUUUGGCACUGCUUGUGAGGCAAGGACUCACAUGACUAACUGUACAGGCAGUGCUGCUUGGAUGGCGCCCGAGGUAUUCGAAGGAAACAACUAUACGGAAAAAUGUGAUGUAUACAGCUUUGGUAUUAUUGUGUGGGAGGUGACUGCUAGGAAAAAGCCUUUUGAUAGCAUUGGAGGGGGUGCGUUUCGAAUUAUGUGGGCUGUGCAUCAGGGAGAGCGCCCUCCCUUGGUUCAAAAGAUGCCGCAAGCAAUAGAAAAUAUGAUGACAAGAUGUUGGGACAAGAAUCCUACUUCUCGCCCACCUUUCAAGGAGAUAGUCGAAUUUAUGGACUUACUGCUAAAGAACAUGGACGGGUACAAUGAACCAUUGUUUUAUGAUGGAAGCGAAGAAGUGGAAAGAUAUGACUCUCAAGUGAUGGACGUUUCUGGCGAAGGUGAGCGUGACAAAGGGAAAGGCACAGCGAGACAAGUAAUGAACGAUCCUCCUCAGAUGGAUGAACCUGUGCAUGGCCUGCAAAGACAAUUGAGUGGAACACUAGUCGGUGGAGUGUCUGAAAUGCGAAUAGAAGAUCCCGAACAAACAGUCUAUGGAGAGGAAAUCACAGGUCAUCAGGAUGCUAGGAAUCCGUCGGUGGAGAUAGGAUAUUCUUAUAGUGGGCAAGUACCUCAGAACCUGCAUAGUAAUCCAGGUGACCACCUGCUCCAGUCUGAAGGCAAUAAUAAUAGACAGGCAUCGACAACAAACAGGGCUCUGCAGGCUCUUGGUCAACAGCGGUGUACUCCACGGGAUCGAAACAACAGCUUACUAAAACUGUCUCAGAAUCGAAAUGCAGGAAAUCCUGGCGUAGAAAAGAAAUAUCCUGGACUGGAUUGGCAGCUGCAGCCUAUACCCCCUGCUUCCAACCCCGACUCACAAAGAAUAUUCAGAGAACACUGCCAGAUGGCAGAAGAAUAUCUGCAAGUCUUGAAGGAAAUCGAAGACCUUGAACUUAGGAAAGCUGAACUAAAUCGGCAACUUGAAUUGGACAGAGCCGAGCUGGAUAAAGGAAGGAAACGUCUGGAAGACUAUAACCGGCUAAUGGAAGUAAAGGAGAGACUGUUGGCUGCACAGAGAGAAUGCAGACAAGAACUAAACGGGCUCAGUCAGCCUUGAGUAAACUAUAUGGAUUUCAUCAGUUAUUAGACGAACUGUGUAAUUAGCUAAUUAAUUUAACUAGCUGUAUGAAAUU